AUGGGCCUGCUUUCACUUUUACGCAAGCUGAGACGCUCUGAAAAAGAAAUCCGUAUCCUUCUUCUUGGUCUGGACAAUGCUGGCAAGACUUCAUUGCUCAAGCGACUUGCAGGUGAAGAGAUUUUGGAGAUUAAACCAACUCAAGGAUUUAAUAUCAAAACUGUUCAGCAAGAUGGCAUCAAGAUGAACGUAUGGGAUAUUGGAGGCCAACAAACCAUCCGGCCGUAUUGGCGCAAUUAUUUUGAAAGCACAAAUGUCUUGAUUUAUGUGGUGGAUAGUUCAGACAAACGUCGACUAGAAGAAACAGGAACAGAGCUCGCAAACCUUUUGACAGAAGCAAAGCUACAAGGAGUGCCUCUUCUCGUAUUUGCCAACAAGCAAGAUCUCAUGAAUGCUUUGUCUGGCGACGAGAUUGUGGCAGGACUCAAUAUUGGUGGGAUUAGGGAUAGAGCAUGGCAUAUUCAACCUUGCUCGGCCAAAUCAGAUAUGGGUGUGUCGGAGGGUAUGGAAUGGGCGAUGCAGAUUGCACAAAAAAAGUAG
This is a messenger RNA of Batrachochytrium dendrobatidis JAM81, 540 nucleotides long. RefSeq lists its product as uncharacterized. Gene Ontology annotation, biological process: cilium assembly. Bases 1 to 540 code for a protein of 179 amino acids. Gene Ontology annotation, cellular component: microtubule cytoskeleton; cytoplasm. The transcript has 6 exons. Gene Ontology annotation, molecular function: GTPase activity; GTP binding. The record is from RefSeq and is a predicted model, not a curated record. Lineage: Eukaryota; Fungi; Chytridiomycota; Chytridiomycetes; Rhizophydiales.